GGUCAGGGCAAGCAGGGUCAGGAUGGAGUGAUCCGGAAGCAAUUUCAUCGGCUCGUCAGCGGAUUACAUUAAUAGAUCAACAAAGCAGCAGGUUCCCGGCCUCUGGUUUGUUGAGGGACCAACAGCAACAUAAGCCCUGACUAGCUGCAUAAAUACAUCAUGGAAUGCUUGAAGUACAAUGGAAUCGUUUAUCAUUCUAAAAUGGAUACCUGUGGAGUUGCUGUUGGAAUUACUGCCAAGCAUUUGCUGAACAGAAUUGUUGGAAUCAAGACGAAAGCAGAGGAUUUGUCGAACUGCCUGUAUUUAAGGAAUCAGCUUGAUGAUGGGUGAUCAUUGCACAGGUAUUGAACAAUUGAAAGUACUCUGUACAGAACCAGGAAUGGCACAAGGCCUGGACCCUCUCCACUUGCUGGAUACCCUGCAAGUACUUUGGACAAAGAAAGAUAUUCAUGAGCUCCCAGAAGCAGCGAGGCGAGGAUUUGCUUCUCUCACUGACCCACUGGAAGGGCUCCUGGUCAUGUUGGAGAACUGCCAUGACUGGAGGAACUGGAGAAAGGGAAAGCCACAGUCCCUGGCACAUUACAUCAUCGACCAGUUCUGCAAUUGGAUCAAAGACGAUGGCAGAGUCCAGCAGAUCUUGAAACCAGCCAAGCUGCAAGCGAGAGUUUUCUCUUUGCUCACGGAGGUUCCUGCAAACAUGUUGGAUCAGCUGGCCAGCCUGUAUGAAGUGGACAAGGCUGACAAAUCCUCCCAACUUGGUCUGAUCAAUAAUCUAUGCAUCAAGGGCAAAUACAAAGAGGCUGCCUUGCUGGGUAUAAAGUUGGACCUGCAGCCAGAGCUGGAUAUGGAGCAGAUCUGCAUUCCACUCCUGCUUCAGGAUAAAGUGAACCUGGUCGAGGCCUAUAUAGCUGAUUAUCCAGGACUACAAUGUGACUUGUUGCAGCUGCUGGAUUCUUGGUGCCAAUUGACAGUCAACAUUGCAGACAUCCAAAGGCGUUAUGGAAAACUGUCACACCUAAGAUGGAAUAAAUUGAAUCGGAAAGCUUUGAGUAAACUAGUGAUCAGACUGAUGGAGCUUUAUGGCAUUAACCCAGAACUCUGUCCAAAUGUUGUGAACCAGCGCCAAGUGGCUACCAUCAAAUACCUCUUGUAUAAACGCUUUAUAGAGAGAAGUAUGAGCGAAGAGAACUGGUCAGAACACAUUGAGGCUGUAGUGGGAUAUAAACCGCAGCUUCGGCUGCAGUUUUUGACCUUACUGGAAAGACACACAGAUAUGGACACAGUUGCGAGCUGGGCCCUGAGGCUCUGUGUGCCACGAGAAAAAUUACCAUAUUACAUCGCUGAACGACUGGAGAAAGUCAAAGCGAUGGGUUUAGAGAACCGUUGUGUGGAGGAGAGUCCGGAGGAGAUAGAGAACAAGAGAAAGUUCUACUAUCAGCUGCCAAUUCCAACAGAGUGUAUUCACUUCCUGGACCACUUGGAUCAGUUGAAACACUGCGCAGCCCGUGUGUUACAGGCUGGUGGCGUUGUAGGGAUCGAUAUGGAAUGGAGGCCCACAUUUGGAAUGUUAACUCGUUCCCGAGUGUCUCUCAUACAGAUUGCGACGAAGAACUGUGUGUAUCUUCUGGACUUGCCUCAGCUUGUGAACCAGUCUGAAUCAGAGAGUCGGCGAGCUGAACUCACCUACUUUAUUCAGACUCUAUUCACUGAUCAAACCAUAACAAAACUAGGUUACGCUACAACAGGGGAUUUGCGGACUCUGUCUACAGCCUACCCAAUGUUAAAGGAUGUGGUGCAGCACACAGCAGGAGUAUUGGACCUUUUGAAUGUGCACAGAGAGCUACAGAAAGUGCCAAAUCGAAGACGGGACAGAAACCGAAGUGUGGGAGUGCUGGUGUCAGAGGAUGGUGUAGACUCUGGAAACAGCCACGUUGAAAAGGGGCUUAGUCUCCUUGUGCAGUGUGUGCUGGGGAAAUCACUGGACAAGACGGAGCAGCUAAGUAACUGGGAGAGGCGACCUCUCCGGCCCCAGCAGAUCAUUUAUGCAGCCUCUGAUGCCUACUGCCUGCUGGAUGUAUAUGAUGCUCUUUGUCGAGAACCACAGCGCUUUGGUUUGAGCUGCAGCCUUGAAGAGUUUUUGAUGCUCAAAGUAGAGAAGAAGGCGAGGGGACUGAAACAAAAGAGAAACAAGAGCAGUCCAACUCUCCCCUUCCAGUGUGGGCAGACCCUGCAGCCAAACUUGUUAAAGGCAUCAUCCUCCCCUCCUUUAUCACCCUCCGAGUUCAGUGUUGUCUGUGACAACAUGUUGCAAGGAUUGGGCCGGUACCUGCGUUGUCUUGGAGUGGACGUGAAGAUUUUGGAGAAUGAUGAUGAUCACAGGAAGGCUGCUGAGAUUGCUCGCAAAGAUAACCGAUUCAUUCUGACCUGUGGCUUACCUUAUCAUGCAUUGCGUUCACAGGUGGCUGAAGGCCGCUGCCUCUCUCUGAAUUGCUCAGAGAAAGCCAAGGACCAGGCAAUUACUGUGCUGAAACAUUUCAACGUGCAAAUCACUCCAACAGACAUCUUCAGCCGCUGUCAGGUGUGUAAUGGAGCUGAAUACCUGAAGCUUCCAGUGGAAGACAUGCGACAAGCCAUACAGUCAAAAGCUGGCUCAGGAAGAGCAGAGUGUACAGAUCUUCCAACUGCAAUGAGAAGCUCCUCCAGUGUGGACCAAGCUGUGGUAUCUCCACAGACAGACACUAGCAACUGCUCGGGUCAGGCAGGCAGAUGCUCAUACAAUCCCCGCUGUCUUUGGGCAGAUAGGUCUCGGCUUGACUUGAAGACACUGAAGUUUACAAGUGGUGCAGAUUUGCAAGUGGAGACCGUUCCACCUGGGAUCCUGGACAAGGUUGACAUGUUUUACUGCUGCGUUUCAUGUGGCAAAGUGUUCUGGGAAGGUUCUCACUUCAACCGAAUAGCAUCCCAAUUCCAGGAGGUGCUCCAUGUGACUGAUAAGAAGACAUUUUAUAAUCUGUGACCGCUCUUGAUGUGGUAGUCAAUAUUAGUCCUAGAUUAGGCAGAAAAAAUGACAGCUUGCUCCUUAUCAAUGAGGCAUUAUUUUUCCACACAUUGCAGCUUUUAUAUUAAGCAUACUGUCGACGCCAUUCUGGAAAAUGCAUGCCGAGGUUAUAUUCAAUCGUUGCUUCACUGACUAGUGGGACAUACCAGUUACUACCUCUCCCCAUCUGACCCUUCGCCUUGCCACUGACCCUGUUCUUGUCCUGUCACUGACUCCACUUUGCUAUUGCAGGUGAGAAAGCAUCUGUUCUGAAGCUGCUGCAUGUCAUUCUAGUCUGCAUGAUUGUUUUAAUGAUUGUUAAUGGCCAUAGUGACUGUGUUUUGAAUCAAAAACUGCAAGAUCUCAAAGUGAUUCUCCCAGUCCUCGGCUAGCAAAGUUCAGGCAGCUCUGUCUUUUUUUUUAAAUGAGGUUUCCUGUAUCACAUUUUACAUGAAUAAAAUGGACAUUUGCCAAGCUGCUGUGCUACUUGUUACUAUUGAAAUAAGAGAAUAGAACUGUCAUAACAUAACUCGUAUUGCUAUAAAUUUCAGUUUAAAUAUUUCAACAAAAAUCCUAAACAGAUGUAAAGAACAUGAUAUUUUCAUUGAAUAUUUACAGGACAGAGAAGGUCUGUUAGUUCAGCAAGGACUACUCACCAAGUUCCUCCCCACCACUAUUUCCCUCCAGCCCUGCAAUUCUUUCUGUUCUGAAAAUUACCCAAUUCUCUUUUAAAAUCACCAUUGCAACUGGUUCCUUCACAUUUGUGGACAGUGUAUUCCAAAUCCAAACCACUCUUAACAAAAAACAAAUUGUUUCUCCUCAUAUUGGCAUUGCUUCUGCUGCCAAUUACCUGAAAUAUCUCUCUGCUUUUUGAUCAUUCCACCAAUAGUAGCAGAAUUUUACAAACUGUCCAGACCUCUCUUGAUUUUGAACACACCAAUCAAAUCUCCUCUCAACUUUCUCCCACAAGUAGAACAGCUCCAGCUUCACCCAUCUAUUCAUGUAUUUGAAGUUCCUCAUUGUGGAAACUACUCCUGUGCACAUUUUCUACAUGCUCUCAAAGCCUUUAUAUCCUUCUUAGUGUAAUGUCCACAGAUGAACACAGUACUCCAGCUGAGGCCAAACUAGUUUCUGACACAAGUUUAACAUAAUUUCUUUUUAAAAAUGUCUUUCUUGGGAUGUGGGUGCCACUUGCUUGACGAGCAUUUAUUGCAUCUCUCAUCUCCUUUAAACUUAUCCCCUUUUAUUUUAAACCUAUCUCCCUUAGUAAUUACUGCAUACUUCCCUCUUGCAUUAGAUCUCCCUAAAUGCAUCAACUCAUAUUUGUCUGGAUUAAACUCCAUUUGCCAUUUCUCCACCCAAGUUUCUAGCCUAUCUAUAUCCUGCUGUAUCCUCUGACAAUUCUCGUCACUAUCUACAGCUCUCCUAAUUUUUCUGUCACUCACAAACUAACUAAUCAGGCCACUUACAUUCUUACCCAGAUCAUUUAUAAAUAUUGCAAACAACAGUGGUCCCUGCUGAAACCACUGGAUGCAGAGCUCUAAGCUGAAAAACACUCUCCACUGCUAAUCUCUGUCUUCUAUGACAAUUUAUGACAACUUUAUAAUGAUUGCAGUAUUUAUAAUUUGAAAGAUUUUGCACUCAGGCUGCAUCCCUAAUGUGGUAUCUAUUUCCUAAACAUGAAGACUGUUAAAACUGUA
This is a messenger RNA of Hemiscyllium ocellatum (epaulette shark), 4737 nucleotides long. RefSeq names its product exonuclease 3'-5' domain containing 3 (gene exd3). Gene Ontology annotation, molecular function: nucleic acid binding; 3'-5' exonuclease activity. The record is from RefSeq and is a predicted model, not a curated record. Lineage: Eukaryota; Metazoa; Chordata; Chondrichthyes; Orectolobiformes; Hemiscylliidae. The coding region runs from base 320 to 3016 and encodes 898 amino acids. The transcript has 25 exons. Gene Ontology annotation, biological process: nucleobase-containing compound metabolic process.